CCAGCUGCCGGGAGAGAAACAGGAGAGGAGGGCACUGCACGCUGGCACCCCUGCCUGUGCUGGGCGAGGGUGCAGGAUCCUGCGCUUGGCUCUCCCCCAGCAUGAUCGUGUACAAAAGCAGCUACACAUAGUAAACAGAUUCCUCAUGCGACAGAGCGCAGGAAGGUGAGACAGAAGCAGAAACAGAAACUAACACUGAAAGGAAGAGGGGGGGGAAAAAGAAGACAGCGACGGCGAAUUACUUCCAGAGAAAGUGGGUGGAUGUUGUGCAGCAGCGACUUGGGAUUUUAGGGGAUGCACCCUUCUUACAUUCUGCUUCUCUAGUCCGAGCCUCCCUUCUCUGGUGACAGAAAGCAGCUGUACUUGGCGGUAGGAAAACAGGAGGAAGAAUAAACGAGUUUGUUCAGCAGUGCUUGCAGUGCCCUACUGAUCUGCUUUAAGGAUAUACUUUUUUUUUCUUUCUUUUUUGUUUUUUUUUUUCUUUUACUGGUUGGAUAUUGAUUGCGAGACCUUGAUUUCGAGAGCUUUUAGUUGCAUCGCAGUUUUUGUUUUGUGUUUUCAUUUCCUUUGGCGAGGAGUGGAAAAGGGGAGGCUGGCUUCGGUGCUGAAAGUUGCAAUCCUUAUUAUUUUGGAGCCAGCAUGUGCACCAACAUAGUCUACGAGUGGCUAAAGACCCUUCAGCUCUCCCAGUACGCGGAGUCCUUCGUCGAUAAUGGCUACGACGACCUGGAGGUCUGCAAGCAGAUCGGGGACCCGGACCUGGAUGCCAUCGGCGUGGCCGUGCCCCACCACCGGCGCCGGAUUCACGAAGCCGUGCGGCGGCUGAAGGAGGCGGACGAGUCGGCAGCGGGGCUAUACUUCACCCUGGAGCCGGAGCCGCCGCCUCGGCCGGCGCCCCUCGUCCCCGGGCGCUGCCUGCCGCGGGCGGCGGGGCAGGAGGAGGCUCGGCGGCGGGCGGCACCCCGACACCGGCCCGGGGCGCGGCGGGCGGCGGCGGGCGGCGGCGGGGGGCUGGCCGCCUACCCCAGGCUGAAGCUGAAGAUCAUGAUCCGGGACAAGCUGGUCCGCGACGGCAUCGACCUGAGCAAACCCCCCUACUCCAACAAGGAUGGGUCACUGGGAAAUAUUGAUGACUUGGCACAGCAGUAUGCAGACUACUACAACACCUGCUUCACAGAUGUGUGUGAGAGGAUGGAAGAGCUGCGCAAACGGAGGGUUUCCCAAGACCUUGAUAUGGAUAAACCUGAUGCCAGCCCCACAUCUCUACAGCUGCGGUCCCAGAUUGAGGAGUCACUUGGUCUCAGCAGCACUGCAUCAACACCCGACACUGAAAGAAAGCUCUCCAUUCAUAAAUCAAGUUCGGAAGAAGGCUCUGUAGGGAAAGCAGACUGGAAAAAGAAAAAUAAGUUUUUUUGGCAGAAUUUUCGAAGGAACCAGAAAGGACUAAUGAGGCAGACUUCAAAAGGAGAGGAUGUAGGAUAUGUGGCCAGUGAGAUCACGAUGAGUGAUGAAGAGCGGAUCCAGCUGAUGAUGAUGGUCAAAGAGAAGAUGAUCACCAUUGAGGAAGCACUUGCUAGGCUGAAGGAGUAUGAAGCCCAGCACAGGCAAUCGAGCACCACUGUAGAUGCAACGGAAUGGCCUGAUGGUUCUUACUCAACAUUUGAUGGGUCUUCCAAUUGUAAUUCAAGAGAACAAUCCGAUGAUGAAACAGAGGAGUCGGUGAAGUUUAAGAGGUUGCACAAGCUGGUGAAUUCUACUCGCAGAGUCAGGAAGAAACUCAUAAGAGUGGAAGAAAUGAAAAAACCCAGCACAGAAGGUGUGGAAGAACACUCACUUGACAACUCUCCUAUACUGGAUGACAGAUCAGCACUUUACUCUGGAGUUCACAAGAAGCAAUUCUACUUUGACAGCUCCUGCGAAAAGCAGCCAGAGGACGACUCAGACUCACUUACUACUUCUCCCUCAUCCAGCAGUCUUGAUACAUGGGGAGGUAACCGGAAGCUGGUGAAGACCUUCAGCAAAACUGAUAGCCGUGGCCUUAUCAAGCCUCCCAAGAAACUCGGGACAUUUUUCUCUUACCCAGAAGACGAGAAGACCCAGAAAGUUUGCCGCUCCUUAACAGAUGGGGAAAUGAAGAAGAGCCUCGGCUCAUUGAGCCACGGGAGAACCUGUAGCUUUGGAGGAUUCGACUUGACAAAUCGUUCCCUUCAUAUUGGAAACAGUUCUGACCAAAUGGGCAAAGAAGGAGACUUUGUUUAUAAGGAAGUGAUCAAGUCACCCUCUGCCUCCCGUAUAUCUCUGGGCAAAAAGGUGAAGUCUGUUAAAGAAACCAUGAAGAAAAGGAUGUCUAAAAAAUACAGCAGCUCUUUGUCUGAGCAGGAGUCCAGCCCUGGGGUCAUGCCAGGUUCUCCACAGUCGCCGCCGCCAGACACGGACUCCCUGGACAAACCCAAGCUGAAAGCCGGUGGCUCAGUAGAGAGCCUGAGGAGUUCCUUAAGCGGUCAGAGCUCAAUGAGUGGUCAGACGGUGAGCACAACAGAUUCCUCAACCAGCAACAGGGAGAGCGUAAAAUCAGAAGAUGGUGAUGAUGAAGAGCCUCCUUACAGAGGACCCUUUUGUGGGAGAGCCAGAGUUCACACUGAUUUUACUCCAAGCCCUUACGAUACAGAUUCUCUGAAGCUCAAGAAAGGUGACAUCAUUGAUAUAAUCAGUAAGCCUCCCAUGGGCACUUGGAUGGGCCUGCUGAACAACAAAGUCGGCACUUUCAAAUUUAUCUAUGUGGAUGUGUUAAAUGAAGAGGAAGAGAAGCCGAAGCGGCCCACCAGGAGACGCCGGAAAAGCAGACCACCCCAGCCCAAGUCAGUUGAGGAUCUCUUGGAUCGCAUCAAUUUAAAGGAGCACAUGCCCACUUUCUUGUUCAAUGGUUAUGAAGAUCUAGAUACCUUUAAGCUUUUAGAAGAAGAAGAUUUGGAUGAACUGAACAUCCGAGAUCCUGAGCACAGAGCUGUCCUCCUCACAGCAGUGGAACUUCUACAGGAGUAUGAUAGUAACAGCGACCAGUCAGGAUCUCAAGAGAAACUUCUCAUUGAAGGCCAAGGCCUAACCGGAUGCUCUCCUCGGGAUUCUGGCUGCUAUGAAAGCAGUGAAAACCUGGAGAAUGGUAAAACUCGAAGGACCUGCCUCCUGCCCUCAAAAUCAGCAAGUGAGCAUAGCUUUAAGGACUUCAGCAGAAAUCAACUGUCAAAUUAUCCUACGCUUCCCCUGACCAAGUCAAUUGAAACUCUACAGCAAGGGGAAAAAGAAAGCCGGUUGGGUUUUGCGCAUCGUGCUCUGAAGAGCUCUGUCAAACCUCCAGCUGUUACGGGUCUGAAGAAGAACCGUAGAAGUUUGCCCGUUGCUGUCUGUCGGAGCUAUGAAACUCUGGAUGACCCCCAGGGUGUAGAUCCAUGGCCGAGAUCUCACUCGCUGGAUGAUCUCCAGGGAGAAUCCAAUCCUAACCUGCAGGACGUUAGCAAGGAAGGAGGUUCUUUGCCUCAGGCUUCACCGGAUAUAGCAAAAAAGGCAGCUGGCUGUGCCCUGCCACCUCAGUCUCUUGGAGGCAGCCAUAUGGUGGAUGGCUUGAUGGCUAAGCAGGGUAAAGGAGCUGCUAGUUCUCAGAAGGGAAGAGCUAAGGAAUUGGACUGCUCCGUAAUGGAGACUGCAGGUGGAAAGCCUGCUCCGUUCCCCCUGAAGAACUGUGAAGCUCAUGCCUUAGUGACACAUCGUGCAACAAGGACGUCUCUGGAAAUACAAAGUAAAGGCUUUCGUGACCUUGCACGGGCUGAUUAUGCUCCAGUCCUCAAGGGAGGUCUAGAAGCUGAGCAAAAAGGCACAAAUGAGGCAAGAAUGCAACCAAAAAAUCCUUCUCAGCCGCCUCCCGUCCCUGCCAAAAAAUGCCGAGAACGCCUUUCUAAUGGAUUAUAUCACCCUUCCGUGACCACAAGUGGGAACCACUCGAGUCUAGAAGCACCAUGUUUGCCAGCAAAAAAGACCAGCUCGUCCACUCCCAUUACUUGUCACGAAGUACCUGUCCAUAGGACAUCUUCUGAACAGGAGCCCAGUGCCCCUCCCAGCCCACUGCCACCCUGGCUGGCGGAGCUCCCAGAGACUGCUAGCGUUCAGCAGCAUGUGAUAAAGCUAGGUCCUGCUUCAGCGAGGAAAGUCUCCUGUAGCAGGGGAAUGGAUCUGGAAACAGUAAUAGAAAACAAGUUGCAGUCUGAAGACAUUGAUCUUACUGAAGAACCAUACUCUGACAAGCAUGGUCGCUGUGGCAUUCCGGAGGCUUUGGUACAGAGGUACUCUGAAGACUUAGACCAGCCUGAAAAGGAUGUUGCCACAAACAUGGACCAAAUCCGGGUGAAGCAGCUGAGGAAGCAGCAUCGCAUGGCAAUUCCAAGUGGAGGGCUCACUGAAAUUUGCCGAAAACCUGUAUCCCCUGGACUCAUCACUUCUGUAUCUGACUGGCUGAUUUCCAUUGGUCUACCUAUGUAUUCCAGCCUGCUCACAGAAGCAGGGUUCAACACACUGAGCAAAGUGCCUUCUCUGUCACAAACUUGCCUUCAAGAAGCUGGCAUCACAGAGGAAAGGCACAUAAGCAAGCUCCUGGCAGCAGCAAGACUCUUCAAACCUCUUGAUCCAGAGGCAAUUUAACAUGCUCCAUAAUGUGGCAUUGCUGCCUGGUCAAGAAUCCACUGCUUCUUCCUGCACCAAUAUUGCUCUAAUUCACGUAGCUAAAGGGAUCAAGGAAGCAGCUCCCAAGGACAGGCAGAUAUCUUCUUCAAAGGAUAUGAAAUGUUUCUGUUGCUGUCUUUAGCAACUGAAUGAGAAGAGAAGCAACCACCAGGUAACACAGAUGUGGUACUUCCCUCCCACCUCAAUCCCCUGUAAAGUUUUCUUAUUUCUUAAAAUGCACAGGGUUGGCCUGAGACUCAGACAGCUUCACAGAAUUAAGGGACCCUUGCACACUUUCCUCAAGUUUGUGAAAGCUGUGCUAGCAAUAGGCCCUGUUUCUAUGGAGAGCUCCUUAGGUUGGGGGUCUUCUAAACAUCUAGGUUCCAGGUACCUGCAGUCUGUGCUAAAGACUGGGUACAAGCGAAGGUGCAAAUUCCAGUAGAAGCUGCUUGGCAAAUGCCUUCUGUUUAUUUUAGCAGUCUAGAGCUAAAUCCCCCAGGUCAUCUUUGCUCUUGCUCAGUGAAGGUCCCAAUCCACCACACAGCCUUUAGCUAGGCCAAAGCCAAGCGAGUGGAAUUAAUUGUCAGUACAGUCCGUCGGUCAUUACAGAGUGACUAACCUGCAGAGAGUCUGGAAGCCCCUUUUUAUUUGUACAGAGCUGAGGUCAUUUGUAUAACUGCUUUCUAGCAAUCAGCUUUUUAUUUGCCUUAAAUAAGCUUUUAAGCAGUUACCUAGCGUUCACUUACCAGUAUUCAUCUUUCCCAAGCCUUGUUUCAACCGGUCACCCUUAAUCUGCACUUAGGGUGAUUUCCAGCUGAAGUAGCUUCUAUAAAAUGCCUCAUCAUAACACCUUCUGUCAUAGAGAUGCUUUUACAAAUGCAGGGUUUAUGCUAGGUUUCGGUUGUCAGGCUAACUUCUUGUUCACUACAGCCUGCAUUUACUAAACUGCUCCAAGAUAUACUGCCUUGUAUAUAUGUAACUGCUUUUUGUUUUAAUCAUAUUCUGUGUACUGUGUUCUGUUGUCAAUCAUUUUGCUGCAGCUUUGACUUGGUAUCCUGACCAUAUCGAUUCCAAACAGUGGGUUUCUGCAAAUGAAAAUUCACUUGUGGGAGACACAAUGCAUCGAAAAAGCAAAUUGUGUCCCACAGAAAUCAUCAGAACCAGUAAUUCCGUUGCGUGGACUGAAAAAAAAAAUCCUGUGGUAGUCCAUGAAUUACACUGUGAUUUUUACAGCAGUUGGUAUCCCUCGUGACUGUGUUAAUGUUACCUCUCACCGGAAGAGGGCAUUGUUCUGGCAUGUGUGGUGAACCAUUUUUCCAUGAUGUAACGAUAUUUUUCUGCCUAAAUCCAUGUAAAACAUUCCAUUCACAUAUGUGGCUAAUGACAGAUUUUAUUUUUCUAUAUGGGUACACAUUUUAUAUACCAAAUAUAGAUGAUCAUGAGUAGCACAUAACUGGCUUUUUCUUUGGGGGUCUAUAAAUGGUGUCUCCUUUAACUACUCGUAGCACAAACGCUCCACGGAAGACAGAGCAUGCUUACUCUGGCAGGUAAAGGGAGAUGGUAUGGAAACCUGGGCACAGGCCAGGAUGUGUGGCUGCUUCCAAUAUCAGUUCUGACAUCAAGUUAUGUACAAAACCAGCCAAGGCACUUCACUGUUUGGUGCCUAGCCUAAUAUUGAGCUAAUGACACUUUUCCAGAUAAAACGCUCUCAGGUUAAUGAAUAAAAAAUUGUGGUUACUCCACUAUUCCUUACUAUAUAUGGUCCUUUUGUGGUCAUGUUUUAAGUCAGGUGAACUAUGCAUUUUACUGCAGGUGAAUUCAUUUGGCUGCGGACAGAAUUGACAGGUGUUAGGUUUACUUCCCUUGAUUCAUGUUUCACCACUGUCUACUGAACACUGUCAUGUGAAGGCAACUAAAUUCACUGGUGUAACUUGAAAUUGUUCUCAAGCAAAGCUCCUCCAGAUCUGUUUCUGUAAUGUUGUCUUUGGUGUGUGGAUAAUCAGCAUGUAUGACAGCAUCAGGAAACGUACAGCAGAGGAGUUUUGCACAGCUGGUGAAAAUCUGAAAAAGAAAAGGAAACUGUCUUUUUAAUAACAAUGAUUUGUCUGUUUUUCCUCUCUGAGGAGCACAUGGAGACUAGCAAUAAGCAGGAGAUGGAAAGAGUAUUGAGAUUUCCUGGGAUUGCUGGCAGGGGCCAGAACUGAGAAGAAGUAGACAGCAGCUGUAUUGGAGCAAGGGAAAAGUCCAAGCUGGCGAUAUGCAAUAAAGAAGGAAAUACAUUUCCCCGUGUUGCAGGGAAGGCAAGUCACAGAAUAAAGCUCCUCCCCUAUUAAUUGUUUUCCUCUCUCUUAGUAAGGGGAGGAGAUUCAUGGAAAUAAGAUGAAGCUGUGUGCCAAACACUCUUUGUAAAUCCAAAAACCUUUAAAUCAUUAUGUAGCCCAGGGAAACCAAGUCAGGUUCAUCAGGACUAGAGUGAGCAGUUUGAGAUUUGUGAGUUUUAGUAGUUGCUUUGUUUUUCUUUUUAAGACUGUGCUCUGUGGUCUUACUUGAACUACCAUUUUAGUUUAUGUUUUAGUCUAAAAAAGCCUUAAGCUUCUCAGCAUUUGAGCUUCCCUGCUGCGGUUUCAGUGACUGGUGGUGUUCCCCAAGCAGAUGAGGCGGUGUGGUUGGAGAGCCAUAACCUCUUACAUUUCCUUGCAACCAUUCAGUUCUCUUAAGCAAAAGUUUGCUCAUUAAUUCUUGGGAAGCGAGAAAGAAACCUGCUGCUGGAAUCCUAAUCUGCUCUGCUCAGGCUAACGAUGUUAAGUAUCUAUCCAUUGUACCAUUGUAACUCAAACAGCUAUUUAUCAAUAAAAGCAGCAAGCCCAAAAUAUUACCAAAUGCCAUCGGAACCGUAAGCUUUGAUCAAUCGCCCUCUGCUACUACCCAGGUGGCAAGGACACCCGUGGUUCCCUGUGCUCUCUUGCGAGCUUGGCUUUGAUUGCAAACUGGGAGCGUGAUCAGAAGCAUUAAGCAUUGCAUUAUUCAAGCAGGUCAUCAUCUCUAAGAGCAGCAAUAGUGGUCGAUUCACCAAGUCACAGCUGUGCAGUCGUACUGUAUUAUUUUUAGAAUAAAUAAUACUUUUGGUCCAAGAUACUUUUAUCUUUAAUUGACAUCCUUUGGGGAAUCAAAACCGUCGAGCAAGUUAUGUAACAACUAACAAAGUUGCACUUUCUGUAUAUGAAAUCAAUAUUUAAAUAACUUAUUUUUCUCCAUUUGCUGUUCUUAAAUGAUGUAAGUAGCUGUAAUAUACCAGUACUCAAUAUGUCCUGCAAUUUGCUUCAACCCAAGAAAGCUGUGUAUUGUAAAGAAAAAAAAAAGAAAAAACAAAUUAUGAAUGUGUAAAGAUUAUUGUGCUGUUUCAUUUAGAAAAAAAAUGGUUGACAAAAGGGUUUUCCUGUGUAUCAAAACUUGUCUAUAAUUAUGUCAUACUGUUCAUAGAUAAAAAGUAAAUAAAUUUCCU
Messenger RNA from Colius striatus (speckled mousebird), 8212 nucleotides. It is a transcript of the gene SASH1, whose product is annotated as SAM and SH3 domain containing 1. NCBI's taxonomy places the organism in Eukaryota, Metazoa, Chordata, Aves, Coliiformes, Coliidae. The record is from RefSeq and is a predicted model, not a curated record. Gene Ontology annotation, molecular function: protein binding. The coding region runs from base 640 to 4689 and encodes 1349 amino acids. The transcript is spliced from 20 exons.